This is a messenger RNA of Suillus plorans, 667 nucleotides long. RefSeq lists its product as uncharacterized. The record is from RefSeq and is a predicted model, not a curated record. NCBI's taxonomy places the organism in Eukaryota, Fungi, Basidiomycota, Agaricomycetes, Boletales, Suillaceae. Bases 71 to 361 code for a protein of 96 amino acids. The transcript has 2 exons.
AGUCGGACCAGUUUAACUAGUCUCCGACAACUUGACCGGUACCCUCAGCCUACUCUCUUUCUACACGACCAUGAGUUCCCACGAUAACGAGGAACUUAUUGAACUUCAUCAGGAUAAGCACGAUGUCAUCCCUAAUGGCACAGCUCUAGCUGUUACUGUCAACGAGGCAGCGGCGUCGGCAGCAGACGGCGAGGGCGACAACAACACUGAGAAUAAAAUUUCCGGCUUCAGGGAUUUCGUGCUGAGCCCUGAACUCCUGCAAGAGGUCAUAGACAAGGGCUUGGACUUUGAGGUUCCGACCGUAGGUGAGUAUGCUUCGGUAUGGUGUUCUGAACCCACUUAUUCGACAAGUCCAACAUGAAUGCAAAGCUCGGGCUUUUCUAAGAAGGCACGGUCUCGGUCAGUCAGGGCACGGUAAGACGGCAAUUUUGCAUCCUAAUUACUAAGAUAACAUGUGGAAUAGAGCACUGAGAAGUUGUCAGAGUGACUUGGGAAUGGCUUCUUUGAUGGUCACCUUGUGGUCACCAACUCUUCAGGUACAUUGCAAAGACUUGCAUAUCUAGCGCUCCGUCGAAUUGGUACAACGUUGCUUGCAUUGUUGAUGUAUCAACUUCUUUGAAUGAGACAAAGUUGGCCUGCGGAACUCUCAACCAUCGUGGUGCUCCAC